This is a messenger RNA of Daphnia magna, 3440 nucleotides long. Its product is annotated as mucin-2. The record is from RefSeq and is a predicted model, not a curated record. The transcript is spliced from 8 exons. Gene Ontology annotation, molecular function: serine-type endopeptidase activity. NCBI's taxonomy places the organism in Eukaryota, Metazoa, Arthropoda, Branchiopoda, Diplostraca, Daphniidae. Gene Ontology annotation, biological process: proteolysis. Bases 221 to 3175 code for a protein of 984 amino acids.
AUACUGAUCGGUCUUAUUUACUAAGUGCCACAGGUGGUGAAGAACGAAACGCUCCAGCUGUCGUUGCGAGAUGUUCGUGUUUGGGCAACUUCAAACAGCGUUCGCAGUUUAAUAUAAAGAAGCGCCUGCAGGCACAACUAUAGUCAUUAGCUCAACGUCCCUUGGCUGACUACUCAGCAUUCGGGCAUAAUUCUGUCGAAUUUCUAAGUCUUCAUUCAAGAUGCAAAUCAUAUUUUGGGUUGUAAGCUUGUUUUGUCUCAGUGGCUAUGUGUAUUCCAAAGCCGUAAAAACUGAAAAUGACAUAAUAGAUCCGCCAACUAUUUCAAUCAUCGGAGGAACCCCGGCUACCCAAGGCGAAUUUCCUUUUCUGGCGAUUGGAUUCUCCUCAUGCAAAAAAAAAAAAAAACGUUUUCUUUUGCAGACUGUCCUGCGAUUAAGCAACUAUUUGUGUGGUGGGACCUUGAUUGCAGCGUCCUACGUCUUGACGGCGGGUCAUUGCCUAUACGAUUUUCCUUCUGGAGUAAAUAUGAGCAACUUCUAUGUACUUAUCAACACGUUGUCAAUAAAUGGCGGUGGGUCUGGCUAUGUCCUAAGGAAAGUGUCAUCAUACAUAGUACACGAAAACUAUAGCAACACUACCUAUGAUAACGACGUCGCCAUCAUAGUCCUAGACAAACCAGUUACAGGAAUCCCAUUCGUUACUCUUCCUACCCCAUACACAACCGUGAUAUCCACGGAAACAACAACAGAGUUAACAAUGGCACCAACAACGGAGCCAAGUACUGAACCAACAACAGAGCCGACAACUGAGCCAACCACCAAACCAACAACUGAACCAACCACCGAACCAACGGCGGAGCCUAUAACAGAGCCAAUAACAGAACCAACAACGGAGCCGACAACGGAGCUGACCACGGAGCCAACGACAGAGCAAACCACCGAACCAACAACUGAGCCAACCACCGAAAAAACAACGGAAACGACAACAGAGUCAAUAAUCGAACCAACAACUGAACCAACCACCGAACCAACGGCGGAGCCUACAACAGAGUCAACAACCGAGCCAACAACGGAGCCAACCAUCCAACCAACAACGGAGCCGACAACAGAGCCAACUACCGAACCAACAACCGAAACAACAAAGGAACCAUCCACCGAACUAACAACGGAGCCGACGACAGAGCCGACAACAGAGCCAACAACAGAGCAAACCACCGAACCAACAACUGAACCAACCACCGAACCAACAGCGGAGCCUACAACACAGUCAACAACCGAGCCAACAACGGAGCCAACCAUCGAACCAACAACGGAGCCGACAACAGAGCCAACUACCGAACCAACAACCGAAACAACAAAGGAGCCAGCCACCGAACCAACAACGGAGCCGACGACAGAGCCGACAACAGAGCCAACAACAAAGCAAACCAACGAACCAACAACUGAACCAACCACCGAAACAACGGCGGAGACUACACCAGAGUCAACAACCGAGCCAACAACGGAGCCAACAAUCGAACCAACAACGGAGCCGACAACAGAGCCAAGUACCGAACCAACAACCGAAACAACAAAAGAACCAACCACCGAACCAACAACGGAGCCAACGACAGAGCCAACAACAGGGCCAACAACAGAGAAAACCACCGAACCAACAACUGAACCAUCCACCGAACCAACGACGGAGCCUACAACAGAAUCAACAACCGAAACAACAACGGAGCCAACCAUCAAACCAACAAUGGAGCGGACGACAGAGCCAACUACCGAACCAACAACGGAAACAACAAACGAGCCAACCCAGAAACCAACAACGGAAACGACAACAAAGCCAAUAACAGAACCAACAACGGAAACUACAACAGAAACAACCAUCGACCCAACAAUGGAACCUACGACAAAGCCAACCAUCGAACCGACAACAGAGACGACAACAGAUCCAACAACGGAGACGACAAACGAGCCAACAACGGAUCCAACAACCGAGUCGACAACAGAGCCAACCACAGAAUCAACAACUGAGCUAACUAUGGAGUCGACAACAGAGCCAACAACUGAGACAACUACCAAACUAACAAAUGAACCAACAACUGAACCAAGUACCGAUAUCACAACCGAAAUCCAAACCUCAACAAAAUCACCAACCACAAAAAUUACGACAAAACCAACAACCACAAAAACUACUACAAAAACCACAACUAAACCAACAACUACAAAAACGACGACAAAGCAAAAAACUACAACAAAACAAACGACGACAAAGCCAAAAACUACAACAAAACCAACAACUACAAAGUCUACAGCAAGAACUACAACAAAACCAACAACCACAAAAAAAACAACAACAAAACCGACAACAAGAACCACAACAAAACCAACAACUACAAAAAAAACAACAACAAAACCGACAACAAGAACCACAACAAAACCAACAACCACAAAAAAAACAACCACAAAACCGACAACAAGAACCACAACAAAACCAAAAACGACAAAGAAAACAACAACAAAACCUACAACAAGAACAACAACAAAACCAACAACGAAAACAACGACAAAACCAACAACGAAAACAACAACAAGAACAACAACAAAACCAACAACAAAACCAACAACGAAAAUAACUAUAAAACCCACGGUAAAACCAACUACAAAACCCACGGUAAGACCAACUACGAAACCCACGGUAAGACCAACUACUAAACCCACGGUAAAACCAACUACAAAGCCUACGGUAAAACCAACUACAAAACCAACAAAAGCCAAAAUUACGACAAAGCCAGCAAUAAAGGCAACAACCAGGAAAGGAAUUCUGCGAGACUUCAGUAGUUACGGGAAUAUGCCAGGUGUCAUCGCUGGAUGGGGUAGGACGGCUUCUCCAGUCGGGGACGUUUCAAUGAUAUUGCUUAAAGCUAACACUACAGUCCUUACUGAUGAGGUGUGCACAAGUAAAUGGGGCAGCAAUUACAUAGCGGCUGAUAUGUUGUGUGCUACCGACACACUCACAUCCACUUGCCAGGGUGACAGUGGUGGUCCAAUUUUGGUUGAUGGAGUCCAAGUUGGCAUCACUAGUUGGGGCUCAUUACCCUGUGGUGCAUACCCUAGCGUGUUUGCGCGAGUCACCAAGUACCUUAGCUGGAUCGCCAACACUUUAGCUAAUAACCCCCCUCCUUAAUUGGGAUAGAGUUGAGGCAACAGUUGACUCAAUCAACAUCAGCCAAGAAAUUUCAACCCCCCCCCUCCUCCCUGCAAAAAACCUAAAAAAAACACUAAUAAUAAUAAUGUAGUAGUUUUUUUUAAGCCAAGUUUUAAUAUUACAUUUUUCCUACUUUUCCAAUAAUCAUGUCAAAGUAUUUUUAAAAAUUACUUUCGUGUGUCGUGGUUUAUGGUAAGGGUUUAUAAUAAUCAAAUGGUAGCCCCAAUACAUUAUUUGGCCUCAA